CCGUGAGCUCAUACAAAGUGCAGAUCGACACUGCUGGAGAGAAAACAUCUACAAAACCAGACCACUGCUGCCCAUCAUGAUGGAUUCCUCACUGAAAAGCAACCUUGAGAGGCUGGAGUGCCACUUCACAUGGGAUCUGGGGCAACAUCGAAAUGAGCUUCAGCGUAUAAAGAUGAAAUUGCAGGAUGUGGACGAGGAAACGUGCACUUGGCCGGUUCACUAUUACAACCUGCUGGGCUACAUCCAUCAGGCUCUUGGCUCCAGCACAGAGGCGCUGAUAAACCUGGACAAAGCAGAAAGUGUGAUCCAGGAGCAGGGAACAGAAGAGGCUGGAGUCCGGCUGCAGGUCAACAAAGCUAACCUGGCUUGGGUCUACUUCCAUUUGGGAGAGAUGGAGAAAAGCAAAGAAUAUCUAGAAGAGGUGGAAAGGCUUCAAGGAAUGCAUCCUGCUCCACCUGGAUGCACUUUACACCCUGAAGUCAGUGGAGAAAAGGGCUGGACGCUGAUGAAGUUUGACUUGUCAACGAAGUGCCAGGCGAUUGAUUACUUUAAAAUGGCUUUAAAAGCACAACCAGAUAGGAAAGAAUGGCACAAAGGACUUGCCAUGGUGAUGAACAUGGAAUUUGCACAGUCUCAAUUCACUCCAGAACAGAUUGUAGAGCAACUGAAAAUCGCACAUGAGAAAGACCCGAAUAGUUUGUUCCUUCAUGCUCAUUAUUUACUAAAACUGUGUGGUCAGAAAAAGGUGUCAUCAGAAAACAUUGAAAGGGAGAUGCAAGAUUUACUAGAAAGAACUCUUGAAACUGGAAACCUGGAGGGUUUGCACAUUAUUCUCAGGUAUUAUAGAAAAGAGAUUUCUUUUGAUAAAGCUAUUCAAAAAGCAGAGACGGUUCAGGAAAAGUUCCCCUCUUCAGUUAAAGCAUCAAAACUUUUGGCAAACAGCUACAAAUGGAAGGUUUACAGCAUGGAAGGCAGUGAGGAAAAAGAGAUUUUUGCUAGGAAAGCCAUUAAGCUCUAUGAGGAGAUUGUCAGACAUAACCCUCACACAUACAGAGUAAAGCUAGCCCUUGCAUCAAUGUACAGAUAUGCACACAACAGGGAGAGAUCAGAUGAGAUUUACCAGCAGCUCCUGUCAGAGAUAAAGGAUCUUUCUCCUGAUUGGCAACAGCAUAUUUACUACAAUUAUGCCUUUCAUCUACUGGACUGCAGACAGUAUGAUGAAUCAAUCAAAUAUCACAUGAAAGUAGCAAAAAUCCCAAGUGAUUCAGUUCACAAACAGAAGAGCAUGAAGAUUCUUCAAAAAACUGUAAGAAAAGGGAGAAGCCGUCACUGUGAGGAAAUUCUGCAUAUUCUGGAGAGAAAUAAUAUUUCUGAUUAAAAUGUCAUACUUCAUCAAAAAAACAAACAAACAAACAAACAAAAACCUUCCAUUUGUAUAAAUUUGCCACAAUUCUGAAAAUUUUAGUGAAGGUGGGAAAAUCAUACAACAAUCAUUAUAGAGGGUAUGCACGUGACGUCACCGUCGACCAUUACAACUGCGGUCACGCCCACUGAGUGGCAAAAGACUGAGUGGCAGCAUUGGUUUUCAGCGUGAAUGUCGCGAAAAACACACAAAACA
Molecule: messenger RNA, 1618 nt
Organism: Megalobrama amblycephala (Wuchang bream)
Lineage: Eukaryota; Metazoa; Chordata; Actinopteri; Cypriniformes; Xenocyprididae
Product: interferon-induced protein with tetratricopeptide repeats 2-like
Exons: 2
Coding region: 77-1378 (433 amino acids)
Biological process (GO): defense response to virus
Cellular component (GO): cytosol
Molecular function (GO): protein binding
Source: RefSeq, a predicted model, not a curated record